AUGGCCGACACGAAAGAACCCACCCCCGAGAACAUGACGAUGAUGCAAGCCUUCGAGUGGUAUGUGCCGGACGACCACAAGCAUUGGAAGCGUCUUGCGGAUAAUGUUGCUCAGUUGAAAGCUAUCGGAGUGGAUAACAUUUGGUUACCACCAGGAUGCAAAGCUUCUUCUCCCUCCGGGAACGGCUACGACGUCUAUGAUCUCUACGAUCUCGGCGAGUUUGACCAGAAAGGAGGGAAGGGCACGAAGUGGGGAACGAAGGAAGAGCUUCUGACGCUCAACGAGAACGCCAAACAGUGCGGAAUGGGGCUUUAUUGGGAUGCUGUCUUGAAUCAUAAAGCAGCAGCAGAUAGGAAGGAGAAAUGCCAAGCGCAAGAGGUUGACCAGGAGGAUCGGAAUAAAACCAUUUCUGACCCAUACGAAAUCGAUGCAUGGCUGGGAUUCGACUUUCCGGGACGGGCUGGCAAAUACUCCAAGCAGAAGUAUCAUUGGUAUCACUUCUCGGGAACGGAUUAUAAUGCAGAUAAUAACAAGACUGCCAUUUACAAGAUCCUUGGCGACAAAACGAAAGGCUGGGCCGAUGGCGAUGAGGUGGACAGCGAGAAAGGGAACUACGACUAUCUUAUGUUUGCAGAUCUCGAUUACGAUCACCAAGAGGUCAAAGACGAUGUGAUCAACUGGGGGCGCUGGAUCAGCAAGGAGCUUACCUUGAAGGGUAUCAGAUUCGAUGCAGUAAAGCACUUCAGCGAAGAGUUCCUCCGGGAUUUCAUUGUUGCCAUGGAUGAAGAGUAUGGCAAGGGUUGGUUUUUUGUUGGGGAGUUUUGGAAAGACAGUUUGGAUGAUAUGACUCGAUAUCUAGAUAGGAUGGGAAAGAAGUUCAGUCUGUUUGAUGCCCCUCUGGUCUACAACUUCAGUCAAUUGAGUAAGACUGAGAACGGAGAUUUGAGGAAUGUCUUUAGCGACACACUAGUCAAGACUAUGCCCGUCAAUGCAGUGACCCUAGUAAUGAAUCACGACACGCAACCAUACCAAGCACUCGAAGCCCCAGUUGAGGGCUUCUUCAAACCACUUGCAUAUGCACUUAUUCUCCUUCGCUUCGACGGUUAUCCUUGUCUGUUUUAUGGAGAUUUAUACGGGAUCAAAGGAGAGCAUCCAUUUCCUCCAGCAUGUGGUGGUGCUCUUCCAGACAUCGCCCUUGCUCGUAAGCUUUACGCAUAUGGAGUUCAACAGGACUACUUCGACUACGCUACCUGUAUUGGGUGGGUCAGAUAUGGUACCUGGGACAGACGAUUUGGGUGCGCCGUGGUGUUGUCUAAUGCAGGCCCUGGGACGAAGAGGAUGCAUGUGGGUGAAAUGCAUGCCGGAGAAGUUUGGACUGAUGUUUUGGGAUGGGAGCAGGGAGAAGUCGUGAUUGGGGACGACGGGUGUGGUGAGUUCCGUUGCUCAGGAACCUCGGUCAGCAUCUGGGUGAACAAGGACGCCGAGGGAAGAGAAAGAUUUGGAAAAUUUAGUAGUGACUCGGACAUAUACAAGUCAUGA
Molecule: messenger RNA, 1539 nt
Organism: Glarea lozoyensis ATCC 20868
Lineage: Eukaryota; Fungi; Ascomycota; Leotiomycetes; Helotiales; Helotiaceae
Product: (Trans)glycosidase
Exons: 5
Coding region: 1-1539 (512 amino acids)
Biological process (GO): carbohydrate metabolic process
Molecular function (GO): hydrolase activity, hydrolyzing O-glycosyl compounds; calcium ion binding
Source: RefSeq, a predicted model, not a curated record